AUGGAUAGAAGGUGUUUUGCCAUUUUAUGUCAUUUACUAAGGACGACUGCUAGAUUAGUCAGAACAGAAGUUAUAGAUGUAGAGGAGAUGGUUGCCAUGUUCCUGCAUAUAUUAGCUCAUGACUUACACAACGAGUUGUUGAAAAAACCUCAGCCAGUAACAAACUUAUGCACGGAUCUGAGAUGGAAAUGGUUUGAGAAUUGUCUUGGUGCGUUAGAUGGCACAUACAUUAAGGUGAAUGUCACUGCAACCGAUCGUCCAAGGUACAGGACACAGAAGGGUGAAGUUGCGACAAAUGUACUUGGUGUUUGCAAUACAAAAGGUGAUUUCGUGUUUGUUUUAUCUGGGGGAGAAAGAUAUCAUCUUUCAAAGUGGCGAGGAGGAGGUAAUGCACCAACAACAACUCAAGAGUUCUUCAACAUAAAACAUUCGUCGGCACAGAAUGUCAUCGAAAGAGAAUUUGGGUUGUUAAAAGGUCGCUGGGCAAUUUUAAGAGGAAAGUCAUACUACCCAGUCGAUGUCCAAUGUCGAACAAUCAUGGCGUGUUGUCUGCUACACAAUCUUAUCAAUAGAGAGAUGACUAACAGUGAAAUAAUCGAUGAUUUGGAUGAGGCUGAUUCAACAUACGCUACAACUGGAGGUGACGAGAUUAAUUACAUUGAGGCUUCAAACGAAUGGAGUGAAUGGAGGGAUCAAUUGGCUCAUACGAUGUUCAGUGAUUGGGAGUUAUGUGACCAGUAG
Messenger RNA from Cucumis melo (muskmelon), 741 nucleotides. RefSeq lists its product as uncharacterized. The record is from RefSeq and is a predicted model, not a curated record. The coding region runs from base 1 to 741 and encodes 246 amino acids. NCBI's taxonomy places the organism in Eukaryota, Viridiplantae, Streptophyta, Magnoliopsida, Cucurbitales, Cucurbitaceae. The transcript is spliced from 4 exons.